AUGAUUCGAAACGCUGGUGGUCGAGCUUUCGACGCCAUUCGAAGCCUGUCUAUUAUGCAGACUGCUGCCGCUCCAGGCACCAUUGUUGUCAUGCACCACACGGACUGCGGCAUGACUCAUUUUCAUGACGCCUAUAUCAAAAAGGCGCUACUAGAAAUUGCGCCGCAGGAGGAGGAGUUAAUCGAGGCUUCUAAGUUUGGAGAAAUUACUAAUAGCAUCGAGGAUAGUAUCCGAGAAGAUAUUGCCAUUCUCAAGGCCUCUCCGUUGAUCAAGAAAAGCACCCGCUUCAUCGGUCUGAAAUUUGAUAUCAGUACUGGGCUUCUGACAGAAAUUCUGUGA
Messenger RNA from Penicillium atrosanguineum, 339 nucleotides. RefSeq lists its product as uncharacterized. Lineage: Eukaryota; Fungi; Ascomycota; Eurotiomycetes; Eurotiales; Aspergillaceae. Gene Ontology annotation, molecular function: zinc ion binding; carbonate dehydratase activity. The record is from RefSeq and is a predicted model, not a curated record. The transcript has 3 exons. Bases 1 to 339 code for a protein of 112 amino acids.